AUGACUGCACAGCCAAGAACACUUGAUCCUCAAUUGCUCGCCGAGGAGCUGAAAUCGGGCAAACGCGCCGCGUUGGCGCGUGCGAUCACAUUGGUGGAAUCGAAAAGGGCCGAGCAUCGUCACCUGGCGCACCAGCUCAUUCAGGACCUGCUGCCGUUGACGGGAAAGGCGUUUCGGAUCGGCAUCACGGGUGUACCGGGCGUCGGCAAGUCGACGACCAUCGACACGCUAGGCUCCAACCUGACGGCCGCCGGGCACAAGGUGGCUGUCCUGGCCGUCGACCCCUCGUCGACGCGCACAGGCGGUUCGAUCCUUGGCGACAAGACCCGAAUGGCACGGCUCGCGACCGACCCGGGCGCCUAUAUCCGCCCCUCACCGUCCGCCGGAACUCUUGGCGGCGUUGCCGCGAAAACACGCGAGACCAUGCUCCUGUGCGAGGCGGCCGGCUUCGAUGUCAUCCUGGUGGAAACGGUGGGUAUCGGCCAGUCGGAAACGACGGUCGCCGACAUGGUCGAUUUCUUUCUGGUCUUGAUGCUGCCCGGCGCCGGCGACGAACUGCAGGGCAUCAAGAAGGGUGUUCUGGAAAUUGCCGACAUGAUCGCUGUCAACAAGGCGGACGGAGAUGGUGCCCUGCGCGCGCGCUCUGCCGCCUCCGACUAUCGGGCGGCUCUCCACAUUCUGGCGCCGAAAUCGCCAAACUGGAUUCCUCCGGUCAUCACGAUCUCGGGCCUCUCGAACGAGGGUCUUGAUACGCUGUGGGCACAGAUCGGGCUCUACAGGGAACGCAUGCAGGCCAGCGGUGAAUGGCAAGAAAAACGCAGCCGUCAGCAAGUCGCCUGGAUGUGGGAUCUGUUGCAGCAACGCAUGACGGCAGCACUCAGAACCAACCAGAAAACCGCCGAGCGUCUGAAUGUCCUGGAAGAGUGCGUGCGGGACGGAACAACGGCUGUUUCAUUGGCGGUCGAUGAACUGGCAGAACUCAUGGGACUGAAAGAAUGA
This is a messenger RNA of Effrenium voratum, 999 nucleotides long. Lineage: Eukaryota; Dinophyceae; Suessiales; Symbiodiniaceae. The record is from the annotation of a GenBank genome assembly.